GUAGUUCGGCAGAUGAUAUUGAAGUAGCAUCUUUAUUAAAUGAAUCUCCUGUUAGAGAUAAAACAACAGAAGAAGGUGCAAAGAUUUUAGAUGAUGCACCUGAAACCGUUGAAGAUGAAAUCACAGGUGAUGUUCUUGAAAAUAAUGAGUCUUUAGUGCUUGAAAACAAAUCAGAAAAUUUGCCUGCUGAACAGACUAAUGAGGGUGGUAAAAAGUCAACGAUUCAUUUCAUUGGUGUGGUACUUGAGGGCCCUAUCUAAAAUGUUAUUCCGUUAAGGAGUGAACUUUGUGUUGAAGACACAGGGGGUAGCUCAAAAGAAGAUGCUCAUUGUGAUAAAGUUAUACAAACCCCUGCUGUUAUCCAACAAGAAAAUGUAAAAGGGAAAGCACUCUCUUCAUUAAAGACAAGGGGUCAGAGAAAAAAGAGGAAGGUAGUCGAUACCCCUGCACCUGAGUGGGUCCUUUAGUCUGCUUACAAUGAACUACCUCGAGGUAAAUGGAAGGAAAUAAGCGACUGGAAGGAUGACUACAGACUGAUUUGCCCAUUCCAUUAUGCUGCACAAAAAAAAUCAGUGGCCAGGUUUAAUAAGUUCAUAAAUCCAAGAAAGGUUCCAGCCUCAAAAUUUGAUCAUCCGAAGUAAGUUUUUAAUUCUUUGUCUAUUAAAUUGAGGUGCAAAGUUUUUCAAAUUUAGGCUUAACGCGUAAUUAAGGUAUAAAUUUUUGUCUAUUUUCUUUCACUAAACAGGUUUCUUAUGUGUGUUAUUAAUAAUUUCUUUUUUAAUCAGGACAAAGGAUGCAGUAAUCUAUGGUGCUGUAGCGAAUAAACUUGAUGAAAACAUUAAAUUUAAAGAUUUUACACCAAAAUAUAGGAUGUUUUUUUAUGAAAUAUACCAUGGAGUGUAUGCGCUUGAUGAUGAGGUUCGUGAUGGCAUAUUCUUUUUUGUUAUAUGUUCAUUUAUUUUUUCUUCUUUACGCCUGAUUAACUUUGUAUCUUAUGUUUUUUUUUACUUGAUGCAACAUAUUAAUACGAUGAUGUAUUAUUUGGGGAAGAAGAUGAUAUAUCAUCCCACUUCUAAUAAUGCCAUCAAGUACGCAUGCUCGAAUAUAACAUUUGAUAAUAUAUUCAAAUUCGAAAUGGAUGAAUACCUUAAACUGGCAGAUAAAUCUUCUUACUACCCUCUUCAUUCUGAAAGUUGAUUCGCCUUUUUCUUUAAUUAUCAUAUUUAUGGGGUAUUACAAAGGGAGAUAUCGUGGGAGAAUGUUGACAGAGUCUUAAUACCAAUGCGCCCAGGCAAAGAAGAGGUUGGUGGUAUCUUACAUUAUGUUCUUGCAUACAUUAUGUUCUUGCAGUAUUCUUUAUUGAUGAGCACAGAAUCGAAAUUUACAACUCACUUGAUGACAACGAUCAACAGUUGAUUGACCAUAUAGAGUGCUUCUGUACUAUCAUGCCCAACGUGCUGGAGAAUUUUGCUUUUGACCAAUACAGGCGAUCAUAUAAAAAUACCAGCAAACUGACAUAUACUUUCGUUGAAUGUCCAAAGCAAGGAUUAGAUAACAAUUGUGGGUGCUUUGUCAUCAAGUUUGCUGAUAUGCUCAUCAGUGGUGAAGAUCCAAAGAGUUGGGAUCCUUCUGAUGUGAUGGAUUAUAUGAAGAAUUGGUCAAUAAACCUGGUUUGUCAUGCGCUAAACAAGAUAGAGGAUGGUUAUGAGACACCUCCUGAAAAAGCAGGACAUGAUUACCAUGAGUACAAUGACAUGAAGUGUACUUAUGGGAAUAAGAAGAAGAAAAACAUUAACAAGAAACAAAAGAUUUUUUAAUUUUAUGUAGCAAGCUGUAUUCACUUUUUGAAACUCUAAUCACAUUUUUUAUACUAAUUUUUGUGUUUUUUUAUGAAGGCAAGUGUUCUGUUAUUGUGUUUUCCUUUUUACCAGGGGAUGUGUAUUUUUUUGAGUUAUUGCAAACCUCUACAUUUAAGGUAGAGAUUUUCAUUGAAACUCUCCCUUGAGGCAGAGUUUACCUUAUAAGGCAGAGUAUGACUGAUAAGGUAGAGUUUGCAGUUAAACUCUGCCUUCAGGGAGAGUUUUGCUAUCUUCAGGCAGAGUUGAUUUUCAUUGAAACUCUCCCUUGAGGCAGAGUUUACCUUAUAAGGCAGAGUAUGACUGAUAAGGUAGAGUUUGCAGUCAAACUCUGCCUUCAGGGAGAGUUUUGCUAUCUUCAGGCAGAGUUGA
Messenger RNA from Lycium ferocissimum, 2228 nucleotides. RefSeq lists its product as uncharacterized. The transcript is spliced from 2 exons. NCBI's taxonomy places the organism in Eukaryota, Viridiplantae, Streptophyta, Magnoliopsida, Solanales, Solanaceae. Bases 1446 to 1817 code for a protein of 123 amino acids. The record is from RefSeq and is a predicted model, not a curated record.